CGAGGUCAUGGAAGUCACUCUCCUCCUUGAUCAUCUUCGCCUCCAACUUCCGUUCGAGUGUCCUCACCCUCAGUAGAGGAAAAACUGAGGCUGAGGUUCUUGGUUUUCAAAAACUCUUUGAAGGAGAAUGGAUUGGCUUCUUCAAGGUCUUCAAGUUUGUCACCUGAAAAAACGAACACCACAGAAGACUGUGAAAGGGCCCAACAUCCUGUGUUACCAUCACGUUUCAACUGUAACUCAAAGAACAUUACAGAACAUGAGAGCUGCCAAAGAGCCAAAACCUGCAAAAAGACAUGGUCAGCUCACCGUGAUCACAGCAAGCCUUAUGACUGCAGCGUUUGUCCAGGGAGGUGAAGACCGCAGACGCCUGACUCCCACUGAGUCUGGGACUAGAAAGCUGUCUUCUGAGGCUGGAUGCGGUAAACUACACAUCCCUGCGCGCUCUAAGAGCAGCUGCAGGUGGAACGCAGACCCGCUAGGUCCAGCCCCUGGCCUUGCCCAAGCCGGUGGGCUUAAGUGGCCUCCGAGCUCCACCAGGCACUACCUUCCUGCCUUGAGGCGGGCGGGCGGGCUGUGGGGAGGGCUCCCCGCGCUGCCCAGCUCCGCACUGUGGCCGGCGCCCCGACCGACUCUCACCUGUGUCUCCUACCGAAGCCAGCACCGGGCUGGGCACAUAGCACAUAAACGUCGGCCGAAAGCCGAAGAGAUGGGGGUGCAGGUCCCCGCCAUGGGGGCGCUCACAGUCUAGCUGGGGGAGACAAGACCGGCGCUCAUAGAACGCAGGAGCUGUAAGCGACAACGAGAGCGGCUUCACCGCGGGCCGCCGCCGCCCGCGCCCCCCGGCCCUGCCCCAGCCGCGCGCCGCUCACCGUCGGGAACCACAAGGCUCCGCGUCCGCGAUAGAGGGGGCGCGCCCUGCCGCCGCGCGUAGCCCGACAUCGCCGCGCCCUAACCCGGCCGCGGCCCCAUGGCCCGCAAGGCAGUCGCCGGCCCCUGCCUCAUCCGGCUCGGCGGGCCGGAAGCCAGCGCCGAACGCCGCGGGGCGGGGUCGGAAGCGGAAGUGACCGCAGAAGCGCGGCGGCGCGAUGGCGACGGCAGUGUGGGCGGCUGCGCGGCUGCUUCGGGGAUCUGCGGUGCUGUGCGCGCGGCCCAGGUUUGGAUCUCCUGCACACAGACGGUUCAGCAGUGGUGCCACCUACCCCAACAUCCCCCUCUCUUCUCCCUUGCCUGGAGUACCCAAGCCUAUUUUUGCAACAGUUGAUGGACAGGAAAAGUUUGAAACCAAAGUUACCACUCUGGACAAUGGGCUUCGUGUGGCAUCUCAAAAUAAGUUUGGACAAUUCUGUACCGUAGGAAUUCUUAUUAAUUCAGGAUCACGAUAUGAAGCGAAAUAUCUUAGUGGAAUAGCUCAUUUUUUGGAAAAAUUGGCAUUUUCGUCCACUGCUCGAUUUGACAGCAAAGACGAAAUCCUGCUUACGCUGGAAAAACAUGGUGGUAUCUGUGACUGCCAGACCUCAAGAGACACCACCAUGUAUGCUGUGUCUGCUGACAGCAAAGGCUUGGACACUGUGGUGGAUCUGUUGGCUGAUGUGGUUCUGCACCCCCGACUGACAGAUGAAGAAAUUGAGAUGACGAGGAUGGCUGUGCAGUUUGAACUAGAGGACCUGAACAUGAGACCUGACCCAGAGCCACUGCUCACCGAGAUGAUUCAUGAAGCUGCUUUUAGGGAGAACACAGUGGGUCUGCACCGGUUCUGCCCUGUAGAGAACAUAGCGAAGAUCGAUCGGGAAGUGCUGCACUCCUACCUAAAGAACUACUACACCCCUGACCGCAUGGUGCUUGCUGGGGUGGGCGUGGAGCAUGAGCACCUAGUAGAAUGUGCCAGAAAGUACCUCGUGGGAGCCGAGCCUGCCUGGGGAGCCCCUGGAACGGUGGACGUUGACAGAUCAGUGGCACAGUACACUGGGGGGAUCAUCAAGGUGGAAAGAGACAUGUCAAAUGUCAGCCUUGGCCCAACCCCAAUUCCAGAGCUCACACACAUCAUGGUGGGACUGGAGAGCUGUUCCUUCCUGGAGGACGACUUCAUCCCCUUUGCUGUGCUGAAUAUGAUGAUGGGAGGAGGGGGCUCCUUCUCAGCUGGAGGGCCUGGCAAAGGCAUGUUCUCCAGGCUCUACCUCAAUGUGCUCAAUCGGCACCACUGGAUGUACAAUGCAACCUCCUACCACCACAGCUAUGAAGAUACAGGCCUCCUGUGCAUUCAUGCCAGCGCAGACCCAAGACAAGUUCGAGAAAUGGUAGAAAUCAUCACAAAGGAGUUUAUCUUGAUGGGCAGGACGGUGGAUUUGGUGGAGCUAGAGCGGGCCAAGACACAGCUCAUGUCCAUGCUCAUGAUGAACCUGGAGUCCAGGCCUGUGAUUUUUGAGGAUGUGGGGAGGCAGGUGUUGGCUACACAUUCAAGAAAGCUGCCCCACGAGCUAUGUACACUCAUUCGCAACGUGAAGCCAGAAGAUAUCAAGAGGGUUGCUUCCAAGAUGCUCCGUGGCAAGCCUGCUGUGGCUGCCCUGGGUGAUUUGACUGACCUACCCACCUAUGAGCACAUCCAGGCAGCGCUGUCCAGCAGAAAUGGACACCUGCCCAGAUCAUACCGGCUGUUCCGGUAGAGUCCCUUAGAGCUGGCUGUAGAGUGCUUGUGUGCAUGUUACUGUUGGUGUAGACACUGCAUAAGGCUAGCUAGCUGUGUGAACAGUGCCAACAGUGAAACUCUGGAAACUUGAAUGAAAGUUACUGUUGCCACUGCACUUUUGUGUCUUUCAAACACAAGUGGCUUAUUUUUCAUCUAACAAGUAUUUUUCCUGAGUAUCUGCCAAAGCAGGUGCUGUCUGGCCACUAGAUGUUUCUGGAGCAAGGAAGGCUGGGAAAGAUUAGAAAGUCUUGGGACUCUAGGGAGACAAAGCGCCACACUCUGAAAGCACACAGGGCCUACCCAUUGGUAGAACCACUGGCAUAAAUUGUACUCAUUUUUUUCCCCUUCAAAUAGGAUCUCACAGUAAAACCCUGAGUGGCUUGAGACUUGAUAUAAGAUAUACUCAUCUCAAACUCAGAGACCCUCCUGCCUCUGCCUCCCAGGUGCUAAAAUUAUAGGCAAGUGCUACCACACCUGGCCUCAUUUCUAAAGCUUAAGUUCUUUAACAAGCCUAAAGGUAUUUCACAAUCUUCUCCUUUGUUUUUUGAGAUAAAAUACUAAUUAGCCCUGGCUGGCCUCACAG
Molecule: messenger RNA, 3266 nt
Organism: Mus musculus (house mouse)
Lineage: Eukaryota; Metazoa; Chordata; Mammalia; Rodentia; Muridae
Gene: Pmpca
Product: peptidase (mitochondrial processing) alpha
Exons: 15
Coding region: 1086-2660 (524 amino acids)
Biological process (GO): proteolysis; mitochondrial protein processing; protein processing
Cellular component (GO): mitochondrion; mitochondrial processing peptidase complex; mitochondrial matrix
Molecular function (GO): metal ion binding; metalloendopeptidase activity
Source: RefSeq, a predicted model, not a curated record